Messenger RNA from Eleginops maclovinus (Patagonian blennie), 2413 nucleotides. RefSeq names its product T-cell immunoglobulin and mucin domain-containing protein 4-like. Bases 1198 to 1950 code for a protein of 250 amino acids. Gene Ontology annotation, biological process: apoptotic cell clearance; cytoskeletal rearrangement involved in phagocytosis, engulfment. Lineage: Eukaryota; Metazoa; Chordata; Actinopteri; Perciformes; Eleginopidae. Gene Ontology annotation, molecular function: phosphatidylserine binding. The record is from RefSeq and is a predicted model, not a curated record. The transcript is spliced from 7 exons.
GUGGUGUUUGUAGUUUCCUCCUUUAUUUUGAAAUGUUUCCCUCCGUUGUGUCAUGUGCAGUUCUACUUCCUGUCUUUGGUUUCCCUUGUGUCUCAUUGUCUCAUUGUUGUCCCCUGUUGCCCUCGUGUUUGUGCCUCCCUCCCCAGCGGUGGCCUGUGUUGUGAUUAGUGUCUUUGUAUGUAGUCCUGCUCUCCCUUGUGUUCUUAGUCAGUUCGUUGUCGUCCUUCAUAUGUCAAGUCAAAUGCCAUCAGUCAUUAGGAGAAGAGCAGACGCUUUACAACAGAAACACAAACUGUUAAAUCAAAAUGUAUUCAUGUUGAGCAUUUGUAAUGACUCAAUAAAUGCUUGAGAUAGUAUGCAUAUAGAGAGCACCACCAUUCAGUCUUUGUGUUAAGAGACUUUCAAAAGAGAUUAUCCAUACCAAUGAAAUGAAAUCAAAGAUUUAGGGUAAAACAAAUGUAGAAACCCAAAUAUAAUAAUGAUGUAAUCUAUCUGAAAGCAUUAAACCCCCUCUGGCUAUAAAACAGACAACAUACUGUAGUAAUCAACUAUUUGAAAUGUACAGUAAUAAUAAGUAGAAUUUACAACUGUAGCAAAGUAUUAUCAAUGGAAAUGGAUGAACUUCAAUACUACAGCAAACAAAGUGUUAGACUCAAUAAGAUGUUUAAAAUGACACAGCUCACAGCUGUUUGACAUGUUCACAGGUAAUGCAAAUACUGCUGUUCACUGUUCAGACACAGUGAAGACAAACCGAGUUACAGCAGACAACAACACUUAAACCUUCUUUAUUAGACCGGGGUCCGGAGCCCAGAGAGGGAGGAAACAUUUAUUAUUUUCAUCAUAAGAAACAAGUGAAUAUAAACAGAGAGUAAAGGCACUGAGGAAUCCAAUAGUAAGGAUUUAUUUUAUUGUAUGUCUUUGGUUACCCUGAUUUUAACAUGUCUAUUAUUAUUUAUUGUCAGCCAAUAGAAAUGCAGUGUGAGGUCGUCUGUCUGUUAAAGAGCUGGAACUGGAGUCUGAGGUUCAAACAGGAGCUGACACUAUAGCUGCUGACAGGAAGUCCCUCGCUGAUGCGGUGAAGUCAUCAUCGCUUAUAUUGAACCCGGUUCAACUUCGAGAGACAAAUACAGACAUCUUACAAACAUGUUUAGCUGUUUAGCAAAUCCUUUUGUGUAAGUGUGUGUCAGUGUGUUCAUCAUGAAGCUCUCCCUGCUGCUCGCUCUGCUCUCAGUCUCUGGAGGAUCCGGCCUCAGAGUGCCGAGUGUCUCAGGUCAGGACGUGACUCUGCCCUGUACAUAUGACAUUAAAACAUACGGACCCCUGGCGGUAUGUUGGAUUCGGGGGGACAUCCCAAACUCUGGAUGCAGUAAGCAGCUGACCGCUUCAGACGGACGUCAGGUGGUGUUCGGGGGCGGGGCUUCCAGCAGGUACCAGUUGCUGGGUCGCCUGCUGGACGGAGACGUUUCCCUGACCGUCCUCAAGGUCUCGGAGCUGGACGCCGGGCGCUACGGCUGCAGGGUGGAAAUCCCAGGCUGGUUCAAUGACGAAAAACAUCACAUCGAUCUGACGGUGGAGAGAGCUCCAGAGACGACCACACCUUCCCACACAGAGACGGCUUCAGAGCAGACACACACACACACAGCAGCAGAUCUAAUGAGCUCACAGAUCCUCCAGACCAACAGCAGCUUCAGCGCCGAGCAGGCCGGGGGCAGCAGUGUGUUCCUGCUGUGUGUUGUGUUGGGGAUGCUAGCUGUGCUGACGCUGGUCGCUGCAGUCCUGGUUCUCGCCAGCCAACAGAGACGACUCAGCAACAACUCGGAGCCUCGGGUCCUCGGCCCGGUGGCGUCGGAGCUGCAGCUGCAGAGCCGCAGCUUGGCCUUGGAAAACAUUUACCAGGUGGACGAGGACGGUGGCCGCGGUGACGGCGGAGAGUACGAGGUUCUCCCCUGAAUCUCCGCCCACUAAUAGACAGGAAGUCCACCAGUUCUGCCCGGGGUGUAAUUAAUGUAGAACCGCCACUGAGUUCUAGACAAGAACCGAGGAAGGGAGUGAACACUGAAGCCCAUAUUUGGAAUGACCCUGGUGGUCAGAAGUGGAUACUGCAGCUUAUGUGACGUCAUUCUGGCUCAAUCAGACUUUGUCCCAUUGACCAUCAACAGCCCUUAUGGGAGUGAUCGGGUAAAUGACUCUGACGGCGAUACGGGCAUAUUGUGCGGAGGCGGGGCUUAAGAUUGUUCAGGGCAACGCAGAUGCCCCUGCUCUUUUGGUCCAAUGAUUGGAGUAGAUUGAUGGUCGUUAGGCUUCAUGCACUACCCCCCCCUCCCCCAGUCUUCCUGGAGUAAACCACAUGAUCCCUGCCAUGCUUGUGUCUACGUCUGUUGUUUUAUUAAUAAACCUGAAGUUUCUACCAGUU